Fusarium sp. VM40 is the source of this 1047-nucleotide messenger RNA. The record is from the annotation of a GenBank genome assembly. NCBI's taxonomy places the organism in Eukaryota, Fungi, Ascomycota, Sordariomycetes, Hypocreales, Nectriaceae.
AUGAAGGCUGUCGUCUUCGACGGGCCAUACAAGAUCUCCAUUCAGGAGAGGCCAAUUCCUCAAAUUCAAAAUCCAGAAGAUGUCAUUGUCAAGGUCAAUAUGACUGCCUUGUGUGGAUCAGAGCUACAUCUCUACCGAGGUGUCGAGCCGACAGAACCGGACUUUAUCAUGGGCCACGAAUUCACAGGCACCGUCGUCUCUCUAGGCUCAGCUGUCAAAUCUGUCAACAUUGGCGACAAAGUCGUCUCUCCUUUCACUGCUUCCUGCGGCAAGUGCUACUUUUGCCAAAACGGUGGCUCAGCAAGAUGCGUCAACAGCCAACCCCUAGGUUCACCCAAACUCGACGGCGCCCAGGCCGAGUACGUCCGCAUCCCCUACGCAGACGGUACCAUCAUCAAAGCCCCCGAAGGCAUCCACGACCAAGCCCUAAUCCUCAUGGCGGAUAUUUUUCCAACAGGCUAUUUUGGCGUGCAGAGUGGCGUGGAGAUGAUGCCUAAGCUUAACUUGCAGGAUGCGACCAUCGUGGUUGUGGGCUGUGGUCCCGUGGGACUCUGCGCUGUCGUGGCUGCUUCUGCGCUCAAGCCAAAGCAUCUUUUUGCUGUAGACAGCGUUCAGUCAAGACUUGAUCAGGCUGCCAAAAUUGGAGCCGAGCCUCUUAACUUUAUGGACGAUAGGGAGGGGAUGAUUGAGCGUGUGAAGGCUGUGACUGAUGGACGAGGCGCUGAUAUCGUGGUGGAAGUUGUUGGUCUUUCGCCGGCGCUUCGCACUGCAUUUGAUCUGGUUCGGUCGUUUGGUGCUAUCAGCAGUAUUGGUGUUCAUAACGCAGAGAUUCCUUGGUCAGGAACCGAUGCUUACAACAAAAACGUUCGACUACAAAUGGGACGGUGUCCUGUGAGAAGUAUCUUCCACGAAGCGAUGGAAGUGUUGAAGCAAAAGCAGGAUUCACUCGGCUUCCUGUUCGAAAACAUCCUUCCUCUUUCUGACGCCGUGCGGGGAUACGAGCUGUUCAAUCAGUCCAAGGUUCAAAAGGUUAUCUUCCAGGCUUAA